This is a messenger RNA of Anneissia japonica, 4017 nucleotides long. Its product is annotated as 1-acylglycerol-3-phosphate O-acyltransferase ABHD5-like. The transcript has 7 exons. NCBI's taxonomy places the organism in Eukaryota, Metazoa, Echinodermata, Crinoidea, Comatulida, Comatulidae. The record is from RefSeq and is a predicted model, not a curated record. The coding region runs from base 98 to 1216 and encodes 372 amino acids.
ACCAAUAUUAUUGCUGUGUCAUGGAGUUGACGCUGGAAGGUUCCAUCAAAAUAUCUUAAGUGCGGUAUAUCAACAUAUCAUCAGCUCAAUUUUAAGAAUGGCGAGUGCUAUACAAGAAUCACCAAUAACAGAUUCUUUGAUAGUUUCUUCUAAUGAUUGUGAUAAAGAGAGUGAAGAAAGAGUUGUCAAAUCGGGAAAAAAAAUUAGAGACAGCGGUUGGUUUAGUGGUUGGUUACGCUGGGUUCCAACAUCCAAUGAAAUGCUGCGAGCAGCUGAGGAACAGAUUCUAGGGUAUUUAAAAAAUGCAUACAAGGGUUGGUUUGUGACAACAAAAAAGGGUGAUCGAAUUAGGACAAUUUUCAUGAACAAUACUAACUCCCAAGAUAAAACCCCUAUUGUGCUUGUUCAUGGGAUGGGUGGUGGAAUAGGAUUGUGGGUACAGAAUCUUGACGCCCUCUCGAAUGUGCGCCCUGUGUACGCAUUUGAUCUGCUAGGCUUUGGUCGUAGCACUCGCAGGAAAUUCCCAGCUUAUCCUGAUGAUGCUGAGAGGGAGUUUAUAGACUCGAUAGAGGAAUGGCGAGAAGAAGUCGGUUUGGACAAGAUGAUACUGAUUGGUCAUAGCCUUGGUGGAUUUCUCUCAUAUGCAUACGGUAUUCAGUAUCCUGAGCGUGUCAAGCAUAUGGUGCUUGUUGAUCCAUGGGGUUUCCCAGAGAGGGAUGAACAGUUCGAGCAGACACGCAAUUUCCCGUUGUGGCUGCGAGUAGUACGUACUAUAAUGUUGACGUUCAAUCCUCUAUCGGGACUACGUGCUGCUGGCCCAUUAGGUCAUUAUCUUGUUGGUCGUCUCAGACCGGAUCUUGACAGGAAAUUUUCAUCUGUUGACAACCAGAACACGAUUAGCAAAUACAUUUACCACUGCAAUGUGCAACGUCCAACUGGUGAGGAAGGUUUUAAGUCUUUGCAGGUUUUUCUUGCAUGGGCUCACAACCCAAUGAUAAAUCGAAUUGCAGAUCUCGAUAAACAAGUGCCAUUAACUGUACUCUAUGGAUCAAAAUCAUGGAUGGACUCCAAGAUGGCAUAUAGCAUUAAGUACAUACGCAAGGACUCACAAGUUAAUAUAAAGAUAGUACAAGGGGCAGGGCAUCAUGUGUAUGCAGAUAAAGCAGAGAGUUUUAAUAAAAUAAUCCAAGAUGUAUGCAGAGACAUAGCAGACUGAAAUUACACUAAUCUUUAAAAUGAAAUGUAGCUAUACAACAAACAUUAUUUUUAUUAUAACGUGGAAACAAAUUGCAGCUGUUACUCAUGUAAAACUUUUGACUUAAAAAUGGAGGUUUAGCUAAAUUAUAUUGUACUGUACAAAAAUAAAAUUCAUUAGAAUUUAACAUGCACAUCCCACAAUGCUAGGUUGGCGCUGAAAGGCAAUUGUUGUAUAUAUUUUAACUGGUUGUUUUUUGUUAAAUGGGGAAGAUUAAUAUUACUGUUUUCAAUAACAUCCUUGAAAGGGACCUAGUUAAUUUUCUUUUUUCUAGAGUGAUUAUUUAUAUUUUAUUAGUAAAAGAAUCAACUUUAAAAUUAUUUUUUGGCAAUUUUUAUUAUGAAGUUAUACGCCAUUACGAUUUACCCCUUUAGCACCGUGACGUCAGUGUAAUCUACUGUGACCAAAGAUCGUAUAGCACCCCGUGUAGUGGUACCAUAUGGUCUUUGGUUACAGACUGUAGCUUAAACUGUCACAUUGUUUUUUUUUUCAUUGAUGUUUGUUUUUGUAUAAUAAUAAUGUAUAAAAAUAGACAAUACAGAAUAGUAAAAACAUACAUUUUAAAAUUUUGUGGAGCCUAUUUAUGGGAGAACUGGAGACUCGUAAAUCACAGAAGGCCUGUGGAAAUAAUAUUCAACAUACACAGUACUCUACAAAAAAGUGUUCUUGACAUUUAGAUUUAUACAGUCUGUAGAGGGCAGUGUACGUGUUCUACCUCUGAAUCAUCAUCUUGAUUUUUUUCAAUUCAUGUACUGUACAUUAUAAUGUAAUUAUUUAGGCACUGCAGUAGCAUAAAUCAAGUGCAAUGAUAAGCGUAGAAUAAUUUAGUUAGGAUUUAAUAUAUAUUAUACUGUGUGCAUACAUCAAAGGAACAACGUACAUGUAUCGUACAUGUGGACAAUAUUAGAAAAUGGGUCAUUCCGGCUCAAAUCAACCACCAUGCGCAUGUGACCCCUCUUGGAUUUUCCUGAAAACAAUUCUAAAAAUACCUUAAUAUGUCAAAAGAAAGAAUCCAAAAUUUCAGCUUCAAUUUCCAAGCAGUUUUUAAGUUAUGACAUUUUGAAAUUUAGGUACCACGCCCCCUUUUUCAUGUCGGAAAUGGCUCCUUUAACUUUGUACGGUUUUACGAAGCUACAUCUCCUGAAAUGACGAAGAUAAAAAGUUGAAAAUUGCUACAUAUACUGAAAUUUGGCCCUUCUUUCAAGAAAUACCAUUGAAAUUUGGAUAGCGUAUUUUAUUAGAAUGUUAUGUCCACCCCCCCCCCCCCCCCCAAAAAAAAAAUUCCCCAAAGCAUUGUGCAAAAAUAGAUUUUCGCUUUUUCGGAGGGCCAUAUCUUAUCAUUCUUUAAAGUAAGGAAGUCAAAAUGAAACAUGUGAUGAAUAUGCUCAUACUACUACAUACAUAACAGUUUGCAAGGUAAUUAGAGCAAUAUGAUGGGGUCCCAAACAUGGUUACAGGAACAUUGACCCUACGUGGAUGACCACGUAGACACUUAUAUUAAUUAAUAACUCCUUCAGUGUGAACUGAUUUUUAAAAAUAAAUUUAACUUCAACUUGGAACUUUUUAUCUGCAUUAUUUCCAGAGAUAUAGCUUCGCAAAAACUGUACAAAGUUAAAGAAGCCAUUUCCGGCAUGAAAAAGGGGGUGUGGUACCUUAAUUUUAAAAGGUCAUAACUUAUUAAAACCACUUGGAAAUUAGAGCUGAAAUUUUUGAAUUCUUUCUUUUGACAUAUCAAGGUAUUUUUAGAAUUUUUAAAAGGAAAAUCCAAGAGGGGUCACAUGGAAACUUUUUAAUUUCUGGCAGAUUUGAGCCAGAGCCAUUUGAAAUGACCCAAAUGUAUGAUAUACAGUACCAUAAACCUUUAACUGAAGCCCGAUGCUUAAUCUUUCAAAGCCCAUUUCGAAAAGAAGCCCAUGGGCUUCUAAUCAAGUUUGUAGCUGGGCUUCUUUUUGAGAUAGUAUUUAAAGUCAGACUGACAUUGAUUAUAAUAAUGUGUCAGUAUCAAUAUUAUUUUUGUACCAGCAUUUUCUUAAAAAAAUAAUUAAGUAUUUUAAUUUUUUUUUUGAAUAUUUUUUUGUUUUUAGCUAAUGAAUUUUAAAAUGUGUACAUUUGCAGUAUAUAUUUUAUUUUAUUCAUUUGGCAUGACGGCUCAGGAGUCGCAAAAGCGGAAAGUUCACUGUCGCCAGAAGGACGUGCGGCUCCCAAUUAUAUAUAUAUAUAUUUUUAAUUCUGUUUCAAUUCUGUAAGUGGCAACAUACGUUGCUGUUGAAUGGUGAACAAAUAAAAUAAAAUAAAGAAAAAAAUGAAUUCCAUAGUUGAAACAUACUGCAUAAUAGCAAUUCCAAAUAUUUGGUGUUCAUACAUAUGCUCUUUAGUUUGCAAAAGUUUGCAAUCUCGAAAAUAAGCCCAUCCAAGUAUUAUAUCAGGGAUGGUGUGGGCUCUAUUACUUCGCUAAAGAGGAUUUAGCUAGCAAAAUAAGGUGAAAUUAUGUGAUUUUUUUGCUAAGCACAUUUCCAAGUGGGAGGCAGGGAAUGCACACUGUACAUAAUUAUGAAGCAACUGCCAGUAGCUAUUUUUACUGCAUAACAAUGUUCACAAAUUGUUUACAUUUACUACUGCAUUAUAAAGGUGUCUUCUGUGUUGUUUGUUAUGAAACUCAUAUCAAAUACAAUUGAAUUAUUUCAGAGUUUUACUUAGUUGUUGCAGGAAGACUGAACAAUUAUAUAUGAAAUAUGAAAUUGAAUAAAUAAAUACAGAGAAAA